GGGAGCAGAAGGCAUGGGGCAUGCUGGGCGCCAGUUCCAAGCUCUGCUCUGGAAGAAUUGGCUCUGCAGACUCAGGCACCCGGUUCUUUCCCUCGCUGAAUUCUUCUGGCCAUGUAUCCUGUUCAUGAUUCUGACAAUACUUCGCUUUCAAGAACCUCCCAGACAUAGAGACAGUUGUUACUUGCAGCCCAGAGAUCUGCCCAGCCGGGGCGUUCUCCCCUUUGUGCAAGGCCUUCUUUGUAACACUGGGUCAAGGUGCAGGAACUUCAGCUUUGCGGAGUCGAUGGAGCACCAUUUUCGUUUGUCUAGGUCCCAAUCUGCAGCUGACCACAAGAAGGUCAACAACCUGACUUUUUUAAAAGAGAUACAGGACCUGGCUGAGGAAGUUUAUGAAACGAUGAACAAGGCAAAAAACUUACAAAAACUUUGGGUAGAAAGAUCCAAGGCUUCAGAUUCUUUUUAUGGUUCCAGCUUUUUAACAAUGGAUCUCAAUAAAACUGAGGAUGUGAUACUGAAAUUAGAAAGCCUCCACCAGCAGCCUCAUGUCUGGGAUUUUCUACUUUUACUGCCAAGACUACGUACAAACAACAUUCACUGGGAAGAUGGCAUGCAUGUUGUAGUCCACUUUCUCCAUGCAAUUUUGAAUUCCUUAACAUCCCUAGAAGAUUUAGAUUGGCUGCCACUCAACCACACUUUCUCCCAGGUUUCUGAAAUUGUACUGAAUGUGACCAUUUCAGCACUGACAUUUCUGCAGCAACAUAGAGUAGCAGUCACUGAGUCAGUAUACCACCUGUCCCUGCAGAAUAUGGUGUGGGAUCCACAGAAAGUCCGGUCUGAUCUCCAGUCCCAGUUUGGUUUCGACGAUCUUCACAUAGAACAAGUCCUGAAUUAUUCAGCUGAACUAAAGGAGAUUCCCACAGAGAGCUCACUGGAGAGGAUGGUGUGUUCAGUCUUGUCCAGCACAUCAGAGGACGAAGCUGAGAGAGAGGACCACCAUGGAGACUGUCACCCCAAGUGGUCAGAAGCCAAAAACUAUCUUGUCCGUGCAGUCAGCUGGCUGCGCCUCUACAAACAGGUGUUUGACCAGUGGCUACAGGGUAGCCUGCUUCAGAAGGUACUCACAGGCACGGCCCGCGGUCUGGAGGCUCUCAGGGGUCAGUUUGAAGACAAGAGCAAGCUGUGGAAGGUGGUGGAAGCUUUGCACACUGGGCUGGUCCUCUUGAAUGAUAGCCUCACAGCAGCUGGCCCAGAGGACAACCACACAUCUCCAAAGAUAUUACGACAUCUGCGGAAAUUGCAGAGCGUGCUGCAAAACCUGCCCCAGUGGCCGGCUCUAAAGAGGCUGCUCCAGCUUGAUGGUGCUCUCAGGAAUGCAAUAGCCCAGCAUUUACAUUUUGUCCAAGAAAUCUUCAUUCACUUGGAGAUGUCGGCUGAUUCUAAAUGGUUUGGACCUGACCGAUUGAAACUGGAAAAGGAUGUGUUCUUUUGGGAGUUAAAGCAGAUGUUGUCGAAGAAUGCCACUGAUAUCUGCUCAAAUGGAUGCUUGUCUGAGAAGGAAACCCUCCUGGCCCCUGGAAACUCCAGCAUCUGGGGUGGCCUCAGGGGACUGUUGUGCCAUCACAACUCCUCCAGUGAUACCGGAGUUUUAAACAAGCUGCUUGGUUUAGUAGAGGAUGCUGAUCAUAUUUUGCAAGCGGUCAUUACUGGGCACACAAAUAUGCCAGUUUCACUACCAGGAGGAUAUUUGGGCUGGCAGGAACUCGAGAUGCAGCUGUCAGAAGCAAGCCUUUCCUGUACUCGGCUCUUCCGGCUGCCAGGAGCUGAAGGCUCACCUGGGAAUGGGAGUUUUUCUGGUGUCUGUGAACACCAGCUUGUCUCCACAGUGAUAUUUCACAUACUUGAAAAAGCACAUUUUUCCCUGGAACAAACACCCUACUGGAAAGCCUUCACAAGGUUUAUCAGGAAGACUUGUGAAGUGGUUCAAUAUGUGAAUAUGCAAGGAUGUUUCCAGAAUAGUCUGUUUGCUUUCUCUGAGGAAUCUCCUUGUUACAAAGAAAACAUGGAUUGGAAGAUCAUCAGAGAUAAUUAUUUUACAUUUUUGAAUAACUUACUGAAGUCUCCAAGACUUUCCAUAUCUAGGGCCUUAAAUUUCACAAAGCACCUUCUAAUGAUGGAAAAGAAGUUGCAUAGCCUUGAGGAUGAACAAAUGACGUUUCUUUUAUCAUUUGUGGGAUUUUUGGAGAAAUUAUUAUUGCCUAAUCCUUUUGAUACAUCCAGUGUUCUCCAAUUCCAUAACCUCCCAUCUCUCACCGAGAAUAUUCUAAAUAGAAGUACUUUGUGGAUAAAUCACGUAAAAAGUUUAGAGAAAGAUGCAUCUGCUAUUGAUAUUCAGAAACUUUUGGAAUUUGGCAAAGAGGAGAUUGAAGAAAUGCAGACUUUCAAAAGUCACUGGAUGCAGAAGAAAUCAAGAAAUAUUUUGAGAUUCAUGGAAUUAAUACUUUUCGAAAUUACUCCCAAGCUACUAGAAUUAUGGGUCUAUGGCAUUUCAAAAGAAGAAAGAGCUAAAUUGGGAAAUUUGGCUACACUUUUAAAUUCUUCUGCUCUGGAAAAUGAUAAAAUUCUUAGUAAAAGCUUUAACUUUUCCCAGUUGUUCCAUUCAGAUUUGCCUAAAUCUCCAGCUAUGAAUAUGGACUUUGUACCUUUAAGUGAAACUAUAAUAAAUAAUCUCUAUGAAUUUGGAUUUCUGAAGCAGGAACAAGCCUCAAAAGCUCUAGAUAUAGUCUAUGCUAUAAGAAACGCAUCUGACCUUUUCUCAGCCCUUUCUGAACCUCAAAAACAAGAAGUUGAUAAAAUUUUGACCCAUGUAUACCUACAUGUCUUCAAGGACAAGGAUUCAGCUUUACUUCUGCAAAUUUAUUCUUCAUUUUACCAAUAUGUUUAUAAAUUCUUGAGCAUUCAGAAUAGAGAGCCUUUACUAACUUUCCUUACACAAAUCUCAAAACCCAUUUUGGAUAUCAUAAAGCAAUUUAAUUUUCAAAACAUCAGUAAAGCAUUUGCAUUUUUAUCUGAGACAGUAAGGUUUCUUGGGGGAAUUUCUGAAAUAUCUUAUUGUCAGCAAUUGCUUUCAAUUUUUAACUAUUUGGAACUUCAAGUCCAAUCCCUAAUGUCUACAGAGGGCCACGAAUUCGAAGUGAUCCAUGCUACUCUGACAGGCCUCAAACAGCUGCUCGUAGUAGAUGAGGAUUUUCGCAUUUCUUUAUUUCAGUAUAUGAGCCAGCUCUUCAAUGGUUCAUCAGAAGCCCUGUUGGGUGAUGAAUGCUUUGUUUUGAAUAGUAAAUACAUCUCUUCUCUGAAUUAUUCAACUGAUGAGAGGUCUUCAUUUAUUCUUCUAUGGGCACAAAUUUUUUCAAACCUCUCAGCAAAUGUCAGCAUAUUCAACGAGUUUAUGGCCGUUCACUGUACUGUUUCAUGGCUUCAAAUGUGGACUGAAAUCUGGGGAAGCAUAGCUCAGAUAUUUAAGUUUGACACGAAUGUCUUCACUCCUCUUCAUGUUGGUCUCACUCAGCUUUUGGAUGAAUUGGAAAAUAAUGUGAACAUUUUUAAAAGCUGCCAGGAAAUAUUUCCUACCCAUCGUGCUGUUAGACUCAUAUUAAACGUGUUUAAAAAUGUAACUCAACCUGUUGACUUCCAUAAUUGGGAUGAUUUUCUGUAUCUCAGGGAUCUUUUAGUAGCACUAGGCAAUGCAUCAGUUACAGCAAAAUCUCUUAACCUGGACCAAGUAGAGAAAUCCCUUUUUACCGUGGAAACUGCCCUGCAUCAGCUGAAGAUAUUUCCAUUAAACACAAAUACAAGCAGAAAGUUUUUAUAUUCUCUGUUUGAAGUUUUCAUUGCAUUGAGCAAUACCUCAGAAUACAUAGAUAGAAAUGUUCAUUUGGUAAAUCAUUUCUCAAAUAAUCUCACAAAUUAUGGAGAACAAUUUGAAAGUAUCAUCACUGAGCUAAGAGAAACAAUAUUAUUUCUUAGAAAUGUGUCACAUGAUCCCGCUUUAUUAUCAUGUGUUGAUGUUUUCAAGAAUGUUACUGAAUUUAUUUUAGGAGAUGAGUUAUUGUAUAUAAAUACUUCACAGAGGACAUUGCACAUUCUGGCCAUCUUAAAUUCCACGUUUUCCUCUGAGAACACAAUUAGCAGACUGAAAGGCUGCAUUGCAUGGGUGGAUGUCAUAAACAAUCUGUACACAAUGUAUAACUCAAGUUUCUCACAAGGCCAUCUUCAGAGUAUUCUGGGGAGUUUCAGGGAUAAGGAAAAUGAAAUGAACUCUACAUUGAAAAUUAUGACUUGGGUGUUAAAUAUAAAAGGACCUCUUUGUUCGUUGAAUGAGUCAAAUAUACAUUGUGUAAAUAUUUACUUGAAAGACAUAACAGACUUUCUAAAUAUCAUACUUAGUACAGUCUUUGAAAAAGAGGUGUCAAAAUUUGAGAUUUUAUUAGCUUUAUUAAAUGAUUCCACAAACCAAGUAAGGAUGAUUAUCAACAACUUAACAAGAGACUUUGAUUUUGCAUCUCAAUCCAACUGGAAACAUUUUCCUGAGUUAAUUCUAAAAUCCAUAGAAAUGCCAGACGAAAUUCCUAACCAGUUUCAAAAUAUUUGGCUGCAUUUAAUAGCACUAGGGAAGGAAAUUCAGAAACUUGUGAAAGGUAUUUUUCCUAACAUCCUGGAAAAUAAUUCCUCUUCUAAAAUUGAAGAGUUUUUUAGUAUGCUUGCCACCAGUACAAAGGAAAAGGAUGUAAGCAAUUUAGGCAAUUCAAUUUAUCAUUUAGCUAAUUACCUUGCUCUCAACUUAUCUCGUGAUCUCCAAAAUUCACCCAAAAUAAUUCUAGAUCAAAUAAUGAAAGCUGUGGGCCUUGGUAUUCAAUUGAUGAAGGACGCAUUCACCUCUUUAAUGCCCACAGUUUAUCACAAUAUUCCACAAAAUACAGGCCAUAUCCAAAUUUUAAAGAAGGUAACUUCUCUCAUGCACACUCUCAGACAGGCAGACAUAGACCUUGUAGUAGAUCAGCUUGAACAAAUUAGUGAAAGCGUAAUGGAUUUCUUUAAGGAUAUCAGUGGAGUAGGUACUGGCAAGUUAGGCCUCAACUUGCUUGUUGGCUUGAUGGAAAAAUUUGUAGACAGCUCACAUUCCUGGAAUGUGAAUCACCUGCUGCAGCUCUCACGCCUGUUGCCUAAAGAUGAUGUGAAUGCUGCGGUGGAUAUGUACUACGUGCUUCCUCACGCUGUGAGGUUCCUGCAGAGAGCAGUUGAUAAAAACAUCACGGAGGGCCUCAAGGAUGUCUACAACUUCACACUCCUUCAUGGCAUAAGCAUUUCAAAGAUCACCAAGGAGGACUUUGCUGUUGUGAUAAAAACUCUUUUGGAUACAAUUGAAUUAAUAUCAGAUAAACCAGGUAUCAUUUCAGAGGCUUUAACUUGUCUUCCUAUGGUUUGGUGCUGGAAUCAUACAACUUCUGGAUUCCAGGAGAAUUCAAAGUUUGAAGCCUGUGAUGUCCACAGGUUCAUGUCUUCUUCCUUUUAUAGCAAAGUUACCAAUAUACUUGACCACCUCCACCUGUCUUCACCAGGUAACAAUUCAAAAUGUUCAAAUGAAAGCUUACUAGUGGAAAUAACUAGGACAGUGGUCUGUGUAAUUCAUGAAUUAGCGGACUGGAAUUCCAUUCUUCUAGAGCUGUCUGAAGUCUUCCAUGUUAGAACUUCACUUGUGAAAACUGUGCAAGAAUUUUGGCAUAAGAUGCUACCAUUUAUCCAACUUUCUGGAAGUCAAAGUAAUGACAGUAUCUCUGAACUUUGUCCUCGUGGUCCUAUAAAGCAAGUUGCUUUGCAAAUCAUAGAAAAACUAAAAAAUGUCAAUGUUACAAAAAUUACAUCAGGUGAAAACAUUCUUGACAAACUGUCUAGUUUAAACAAGAUCCAUGACGUUAUUGAAGGCACAGAAACAUCUGCUCAAAAUAAUAUUUCCUUAAAUUUGGAAAGGAUAUUAAAAUCAAUUUCUGGGGAUUGGAGCCUAGAAAAUAGUACUCAUCUACUCUCUCCAUUCAUGAAGCUUGUGAAUGCAAAUCUUACAGGUGGUUUAGAAGCAUUAUCAAGUUUUACUAAAAAAAGUGAAGCAACUUACAACUCUGAAGAUCAGUGGCUUGAUUUUGAACAAACUGUGAAAGACCUAACCCAUGACUUUAGUGUCAAGAACCUGUUCUCUGAAAUUAACAAAGAAAUUCAAAGUGUAAAUUUGGUGGCUCUUCAAAACAUAUCUUUGCAACUUUCUGAUUUUCUGGAAAUCCUGAAUGCAUCAUCACUGAAGAUGUUAGAAAUUAUUGAAGAUUUUCUACUGGUUACAAAAAACUGGCUUUGUGAAUAUGCAAAUGAAGAUUACUUCAGAAUGAUACAAACAUUAUUUGUUCUUAUGACCAAUGAGAGUUCAACCGAUGAUAUAGCUUUGUUGACUAAAGAUAUUACUAGUUUUUUGGGCUAUCUAAAAAAUAUUUCUACAGAAGGCCAUUUUGAUGUUGCCUUUCUUACUCAUUUGCUAAAUCGAGAACAGAUAACUAAUUUCUCAGUUGUUCAGUUGCCUUUUGAAAGCAUCCUAAUUAAUUCAAUCAAUAAGUUAGCUAGGAAUUUUCAAGCAGCAGCCCCAAAUUUAAGUGAUACUGACCUUCACAUAAUGAAUUUCAUUAACCUCACCUUGAAUCAUAUACGAUCAGAAAGUGAUGGGAAGACAAUUUGCCCUCCAAGAAGCAUAGUGGAUUUCAUGAAAUCACUUUUGAAAGCAGUCUUCUCCCUUUUACUAAAGGAAAAUUCUGAGAACAAAAUCUCUCUUCUGCUUAAAGACUUUCACAAAGAUGUUAUUGCAGAAAUGAGUUUUGUACCAAAAGAUAAAAUUCUAGAAAUUCUGAAACUGGACCAAUUUCUUAUCUUGAUGAAAGAAGACAGAUUGAUGAGCAUUUUCUCAAGUGUAAAGGAGACCAUAUAUCAUCUAAUCAAAAGCUCAUUUAUAUUAGAUGGAGAAUUUUAUUUUGAUGGUCAUCGAGGACUGGAGUUCAUGGGAGAUUUAUUCAAUGCCCUUCUAAGGGAAACUUCAGUGAAAAAUAAGACUGAAAAUAACUUGGACUUUCUUACAGUGGUGAGUCAGUUGCUUUUCCCUGUGAAUAGUUCUGAAGACCUCUUCAGACUCAACCAAGAUCUUAGGUCAGCACUUCACCUUGUGAGAGAAAUUUCAACAGAGAUGGCAAGUCUUAUGGAUACUCUUUUAAACUCUCCUUAUAAGCACUUCCAUACCUUGUAUCCUACACUCCAGAAAGUUAUCCUUGCUAAACUAACUGAUUUGCUUUCCCUUUUAAAUAAUUUAUUCCCUCUGAGAAACAGAGCAACAUCACAAAUUACUGAGAGAUUACUUGGUGUUAUUUCAAGAGCCGGUGAAGAAAGUCAUGUUCCAGAACCCUUUUUAGAAAUGUCUAGGACUCUGAGUAUGCUCUUGAGUGACUGUGCUGAACUGAGGAACCUUGCUACGUCAGUGGACUCCACUGUGAAACUUCUUAAGCUAGCCAAGAAAGUUUCAGGGAAUGUGGCCACAAUUUUAGAAAGUCACUUCAUCUCCAAUGCCAAGGACACUAUGAAAUUCUUUGACACUCUCUAUUCCAUUAUACAGCAAAAUGUUCAACAUCUUGUGAAGGAAAUAACUACUUUGAAAAAAGGAGACUAUUUUAUGUUUGAUAAGGCAGAUGAUUUGUUGAUGCCAUUUCUUGACUUGGCCUUUGGGAUGUUUAGAGUCAAACCUAAUAUUUCCCAAGAAUCUGAUAUUUUCAAUAUGUCAUCCAGCAUACUCUCAUAUGUGAAACAGUCCAAGGACUUUUCUGAUACUUUGGAUGAAAUUGCUGAAUUUUUAACUUCUGUGGAAAUCAACUUGGGAGAUGUGGAACAUCUUGUGGUAACACUUAACAAUGGAACUCAGAUAUUUUCUAUGGAUUCUGUGAACUUAUGGGAAGAAAUUCUGGAUUGCUUAGUUCCUAUAAAUAACAUCACCAACCAAAUGGACUUCUUACACCCUAAUCCAAUUUCCACUCAUAGUUCUCAAGAUACAAAAUGGGACAGAAUUCAUGAGCUGAUCAUUUUUUUGGAUAAAAUGUUAUUACAAAACAGCACAGAAAUAGGGACUUACUUGCAAAUGGUGAGUGACCUCACCUUAGAAGCUCUUUGGAAUAGUGUAAAGAAGGAUGAUUGGAAUGUUUUUAAUUUGUUGCUGACAUUUGUUCAGCCUCCAAAUAACCUUUUGAAAACCAUAGAAACAGUUGUAGAGGCCUCCAGUGGAAUUAAACGUGACUAUGGAGGUGAUUUGAAUAAAGGUUUAUUUUUUGACAUGUCUUUGAUUCAGAAUGUAACUCAUCGUGUACUUGAAAAAACAGUCCAGAUGGUGUUAAGUAAAAUAGUUCUCCUGAAGAAAGGGCUUCUCCCAAGCAACUCUCAGUGGAUAAAUACUGUAAGAACUUUGUUUCAGUCACUUUUUGAGAUUUUUAUCGAUACAACUGGAAUGAAAGUCACAUCAGAAAAAGAAGAGAGGACCAAGAAAGAGAUAAUUGAUUUUCCUUUUAGCUUCAAACCAUUAUCAUCUUUUGAGAAACACCUGAGGGGAUUAUUUGUAUUGACUGAAUACUGGCAAAAAGUCCUGCUGACAGAUCAAAGUGUUGUUGAAAUGUGUCAAGUUUUCCAGCAGCCUAUGAAGCCCUUGGAGACCAUUAAGACGCUGCAGAAAGUGGAGAUGAUGGUUUUGCAGGUGCUCGUCAUCUUUGCAGAACACCCUUCCUUGACUAAGGACAUUUUGUGUGCCACUCUGAGUUGCAAGCAAGGCGGGAUAAAGUGUCUCAUUUUAUCUGCUAUUCAUGGGGUCACUUUGGUGCAUGGCCACUACCAGGAAACCGAAAAGAUGUGGUUCUUGCCCAGUCAGCUAAAUUGUGAAAGUCUUAGCAGGAAUCUUUCUAGGACCUUGGAGAGCUUCAAGAGCAACUUGGAAAAUGCCACGGAGCAGGACUGCUCAUGCCAGCCUGUGCUGGAAGCUGCUCAGCAGCGCAUGCUCAUGGAUGCUCAAAUGUUGGUCAAAAGCCUUGAGGAGACUUGGUCAUCAGGGAAUCACAUUAUGACUUUUCUCAGUAAUCUCACAGUAACUGAGGAUGUAAAAGUAAAAGAUUUGUUUAAGAACAUCACCAAGUUAACUGAAGAGCUUCGAUCUUCUGUCCACAUCUCAGAUGAAACGAUCCAUAGUAUUUUGGAAGCAAAUAUCUCCCAUUCAAAGAUUCUUUCCAGUGCCCUUACCAUGGCUUUGUCUGGAAAAUGUGAUCAAGAAGUUCUUCGUCUCCUGCUGACAUUUCCCGAGGAUGAAAAAUCUUCGUUUGCCACCAAGGAACUCUGUGGCCUGCCUGGGUCAGAAGUGUAUGCUCUGAUCGUGUCGAUGGGUCGGAACCUGAACCUGCGCACUUGCAUUUACAAAACUCUGAUACCUUCAGAAGCAAAUGGCUUGCUCAGCUCCCUGUUAGAUGUCAUUUCCAGCCUCAGCUCCUUACUUGCCAAAGCCCAGCAUGUCUUUGAAUACCUUCCAGAAUUUCUUCACACAUUGAAAAUUACUGCCUUUCUAGAUAGUCCGGACUUUCAACAGGUUUCACAAAAUGUCCAGGCCAGAAGGUCAGCCUUUGGUUCUUUUCAGUCUGUGAUGAAGAUGGUUUGCAAGGACCAAGCAUCAUUCCUUAGCAAUUCUAAUAUGUUCAUUAAUUUGCCCAGAGUUAAUGAACUCUUGGAAGAUGACAAAGAAAAAUUCAACAUUCCUGAAAAUUCAACACCAUUUUGCUUGAAGCUUUAUCAGGAAAUCCUACAGUCUCCAAAUGGUGCUUUGGUGUGGUCCUUCCUAAAACCUAUAUUACAUGGAAAAAUACUGUACACACCAGACAUUCCAGAGAUUAACAACGUCAUUCAAAAGGCUAAUUAUACUUUUUAUUUUGUGGACAAGCUAAAAACUUUAUCUGAAACACUGCUGAAAGUGUCCAGCCUUUUCCAGAGAAGUGGAAACAGUCCGAUGUUCACCCAACUUCAGGAAGCUCUAGGAAACAAAUUUGUAAGAAACUUUGUAGAAAGCCAGUUGCACAUUGAUGUGGACACACUUACUGAGAAACUCCAGACAUAUGGAGGGAUGCUGGACAAGAUGUUUAACCAUGGAGAGGCUGGACACUUCCGUUUCUUGGGCCGUGUCUUGGUCAACCUCUCUUCCUGCGUGGUGUUGAACCGUUUCCAUGCUGUGGAGUCUGUUGAUGCCCUGGAGACUAAAGCACAUGAACUCAUGCAGCAGAAUAAUUUUCUGGCCAGUGUUAUAUUCAACAGUUCCUUAGCCAGCAAGAACUUCAGAUCAGAGUCGCUCAAACUGCCGCCCCAUGUCACAUACACAAUUCGGACCAGUGUCUUAUACAGCAUGAGGACAGAUCUGGUAAAAAACCCUUCUUGGAAGUUUCAUCCUCAGAGUCUACCAGCCGAUGGGUUCAAAUAUAACUACAUCUUUGUCCCACUGCAAGACAUGAUUGAAAGAGCCAUCAUUUUGGUGCAGACUGGGCAGGAAGCUCUGGAACCGUCAACACAGACGCAGGCAAUCCCCUACCUGUGCCACACCAGCGACCUAUUCCUGAACCAUGUCGGUUUCUUUUUUCCACUGAUAAUGAUGCUGACUUGGAUGGUGUCUGUGGCCAGCAUGGUACGAAAGCUGGUUUAUGAGCGGGAGAUCCAGCUAGAAGAGUACAUGCGGAUGAUGGGGGUGCAUCCAGCCAUUCAUUUCCUGGCCUGGUUCUUGGAGAACAUGGCCAUGUUGACCCUAAGCAGUGCCGCCCUGGCCUUCAUUCUGAAAACAAGCGGCAUCUUCUUGCACAGCAAUGCCUUCAUCAUCUUCUUCUUUCUCCUGGAUUUUGGGGUGUCGGUUGUCAUGCUGAGUUUCCUCUUGAGUGCAUUCUUCAGCCAAGCCAAUACAGCGGCCCUUUGUACCAGCCUGGUAUAUAUGAUCAGCUUUCUGCCCUAUAUAGUUCUGUUGGUGCUGCAUAACCAAUUAAGUUUUGUCAUUCAGACAUUUCUGUGCUUGCUCUCAACAACCGCCUUUGGACAAGGAGUAUUUUUUAUUACAUUCCUGGAAGGACAAGAGGCAGGGAUUCAGUGGAGUAAUAUGUACCAGGCUCUGGAACAAGGGGGCAUGACAUUUGGCUGGGUUUGCUGGAUGAUUCUGUUUGAUUCAAGCCUUUAUUUUUUCUGUGGAUGGUACUUCGGAAACUUAAUUCCUGGAACUUUUGGUUUAAGGAAACCAUGGUAUUUCCCCUUCACUGCUUUGUAUUGGGAGAGUGUGAGCGGCGUGCUGGAGAAAUGGCAGCACUCUCUCAGUUCCAGUCUGUUCUUCAGUGAGGACUUUGGCAAUAAAGGGCCGUCACCACAGAACAAGGAAGGAGAACUGGAAGGAGGCCCCCCGGGAGUCUCCUUGGUGGCUGUGACCAAGGAGUACCAGGGCCACAAGGUGGCCGUCCAAGACCUCACCCUCACCUUCCACAGAGACCAGAUCACUGCGCUGCUGGGCACAAAUGGCGCUGGGAAAACCACCAUCAUAUCCAUGCUGACGGGGCUCUACCCUCCCUCUUCUGGAACCAUCAUCGUCAAUGGCAAGAACCUGCACACAGACCUGCCUUGGGUCAGAAUGGAGCUGGGGGUGUGUCUGCAGCAGGACGUCCUGCUGGACAACCUCACUGUCCGGGAGCACCUGCUUCUCUUUGCUGCCAUAAAGGCGCCAGAAUGGACCACAAAGGAGCUGCACCAGGAAGUCAAUAAGACUCUUCAGGACGUGGAGUUAACUGGGCAUCAGCACAAGCCAGCCCGAGCCCUAUCUGGAGGCCUGAGGAGGAAGCUGUCACUUGGCAUUGCUUUCCUGGGCACCUCGAGGACCGUGGUUCUGGAUGAGCCCACCAGCGGGGUGGACCCCUGUUCACGUCGCAGCCUCUGGGACAUUCUGCUCAAGUACAGAGAAGGUCGCACGAUCAUCUUCACCACUCACCACCUGGACGAAGCUGAAAUGCUCAGUGACCGUGUGGCCGUCCUGCAGCAGGGGCGGCUCAGGUGCUGUGGGCCCCCCUUCUGCCUGAAGGAGGCGUAUGGCCAGGGACUCAGCCUGACACUCACCAAACAAGCUUCUGUGCUGGAGGCCCCUGAUCAGAAGGACAUAGCUUGUGUUACGUCACUGAUACAGAUCUAUGUUCCACAAGCAUUUCUCAAAGAUAGCAGGAGGGGUGAGCUGACCUAUACCAUCCCAAAGGACACAGACAAGGCUUGCUUCAAAGGACUCUUCCAGGCCCUGGAUCAGAACCUGCAUCAGCUGCACCUGACCGGCUACGGGAUCUCAGACACCACCUUGGAAGAGGUGUUUUUGAUGCUUUCGCAAGAUUCCAACAAAAAAUCUCACCUUGCCCCGAGGACUGAGUUAGAGCUGCAGAACCACAGGCCUGCAGAACAUCCUCCUGGCUCCUAUGGCUGUCCUGCUAGGACCCCAGCUCGGGGAGGCUGGCGGCUCCUCACGCAGAUGUCCGCCCUCCUCACCAAGCGGCUUCGUCACACACUCCGCGCCUGGAAGGGUACGCUCUCGGAUCUGCUGCUGCCGGUCCUCUUUGUGGCCUUGGCCAUGGGCUUGUUCAUGGUGAGGCCCCUGGCCACUGACUACCCUCCCCUCAAACUAACACCCGGCCACUACGAGAGGGCUGAAACCUACUUUUUCAGCAGUGGGAGUGACAACAUGGACCUUACCCAGGUGCUUUUGCAGAACUUUGGACAUCAAGAUGUGCUCUGUGAUGAUUUAAACCCAGAUCUGAAGAAUUCAUCAUGCUGGCAGACAGAUUCCUUUUCUCACCCAAAAUUCCAGGAUUCCUGUGGCUGCCUGAAGUGUCCGGAUGGAAGUGCCAGGGCUCCCUACCUGACCAACCGCCUGGGCCACACGCUGCUCAAUCUCUCGGGCUUCGACGUGGAGAAGUACUUGCUGGUGCCUUCUGAAAGACCAAGGCUUGGAGGUUGGUCCUUUGGAGUGCGAAUCCCUGAUGAAGGUCAAGAAGAGAAUGCAAACAUGUCAAAACCAAGAAGUCUAGCAAAGGUGUGGUAUAAUCAGAAGGGUUUUCAUUCCCUACCUUCCUACUUAAAUCAUCUAAACAACCUUAUUCUGUGGCGGCACUUACCCCCCUCUGUGGACUGGCAACAGUAUGGAAUAACGCUCUAUAGCCACCCGUAUGGAGGGGCCUUGCUGAACGAGGACAAGACCCUGGAGAGCAUCCGUCAGUGCGGCGUUGCCCUGUGCAUAGUGCUGGGCUUCUCUAUCCUGUCUGCAUCGUUUGGCAGCUCCGUGGUGCGGGACAGGGUGACAGGAGCCAAACGGUUGCAGCACAUAAGUGGCCUUGGCUACAGCACAUACUGGUUCACUAACUUCCUGUUUGACAUGCUUUUUUACUUGGUUUCUGUCUGCCUGUGUGUCGCCGUGAUUGUCGCCUUCCAGUUAACAGCUUUUACUUUCCGUGAGAACUUGGCAGCCACGGCCCUCCUGCUGGCACUUUUUGGCUAUGCAAUGCUUCCAUGGAUGUAUCUGAUGUCCAGAAUCUUCUCGAGCUCGGAUGUGGCUUUCAUCUCUUACAUCUCAUUGAAUUUCAUCUUUGGCCUGUGCACCAUGCUCAUGACUGUCAUGCCCCGGUUACUGGCCAUCGUCUCCAAAGCUCAGAAUUUACAGAACAUCUAUGAUGUCCUCAAGUGGGUCUUCACUAUUUUCCCUCAAUUCUGCCUGGGUCAAGGACUGAUAGAGCUCUGCUAUAAUCAGAUUAAAUAUGACCUGACCCAUGACUUUGGCAUUGAUUCCUACGUGAGUCCCUUUGAGAUGAACUUCCUUGGUUGGAUCUUCGUGGAACUGGCCUUGCAGGGCACGGUUCUUCUCUUAUUAAGGAUUUUGCUGCACUGGGACCUUCUGUGGCAGUCAAGAUAUCACUCUGUCCCCCAAGGCACAGUCAAGUCUUCGAAGGACAUAGAUGUUGAACAGGAGCAAACGAGGGUGUUUAGAGGAAGUGCCCAUGGAGACAUCCUUGUGUUAUACAACCUUAGCAAAAGUUACCGAAGCUUUCUCCAGAAGACCACUGCUGUGCAGGGUAUCAGUUUGGGCAUAGCAAGCGGAGAGUGCUUUGGGCUUCUAGGGGUGAACGGAGCUGGGAAGAGCACCACAUUCAAAAUGCUGAACGGUGAGGUUCCCCCGACGUCGGGGCAUGCCGUCAUCAGGAGUCCCACAGGAGAUGUGGAUCUAUCUUCUGCUGGCAUGGCAGGUGUUCUCAUUGGCUACUGUCCGCAGCAGGACGCCCUGGAUGAGCUUCUGACUGGGUGGGAACAUCUCCAUUAUUACUGCAGCCUGCGUGGGAUUCCAAAGCAGUGCAUCCCUGAGGUUGCUGGAGACCUUGUGAGGCGCUUACACCUUGAAGCCCAUGCGGACAAACCUGUGGCCACCUACAGUGGGGGAACCAAGCGGAAACUCUCUACAGCCCUGGCUCUGGUGGGGAAACCUGACAUUCUUUUACUGGAUGAGCCCAGCUCCGGGAUGGAUCCCUGCUCUAAACGAUACCUGUGGCAAACAAUAAUGAAGGAGGUUCAGGAAGGUUGUGCUGCAGUGCUGACCUCCCACAGCAUGGAAGAAUGUGAGGCUCUUUGCACAAGAUUGACCAUCAUGGUCAAUGGCAGCUUCAAGUGUCUUGGUUCUCCUCAGCACAUUAAAAAUAGGUUUGGGGAUGGUUAUACGGUCAAGAUUUGGCUCUAUAAAGGAACAAAUGAGCACAGUGCUAUUUCUGACUGCUUGAAGCUCCAUUUUCCAGGAAUCCAAUUUAAGGGACAGCGCCUUAAUUUAUUAGAAUAUCAUGUGCCAAAAAGGUGGGGAUGCUUAGCCGACCUGUUCAAAGUUCUAGAAAAUAAUAAGACCUUCUUGAAUAUCAAGCAUUACUCCAUUAACCAAACCACUUUGGAGCAGGUAUUUAUUAAUUUUGCUACUGAGCAGCAGCGCACUCCGCAAUCUACUCUCCAUCCGUCCGCUGACUGUCAUCACCCACGUCACCUACCUAUAUAAGCACUAGAGAAGAAAUUUCGUGAGGAACGACACCUUGUCUUUCACAGCAAUUAAUACUGAAGGAUCAGAAAUGCAUGCACACAGCAGAGGCGCUGGAAGAUAUGCUCCAGGCAGUCAAGUUGCAUUUUUUUCAUAAUUUUCUAUUUUGAAACUUUGUUAAUUAAGAACCAGCAGACUGGAAGGUCAAUCUUUUCUGUAGACUUUUGGGGAGUUCCUCCAACACAUUUACUCUCUUGGACAAGCCAGGUGAGUGCCAGCAUCUUCAUGACCAAGGCAUGAUUGAAUUGACAGAAUCCAAAUGAGACACUGUGGAGCAGGAAAGGUUGUCACAGAUUAUCCACUCCAAACAUUUAAUUUUACUUUUAAGGAAACUGAGGCACUCCAAAGUUAAGAAAAAAACUUUCCUAACUUAUAUAAACAAAUU
This is a messenger RNA of Cynocephalus volans (Philippine flying lemur), 15602 nucleotides long. RefSeq names its product ATP binding cassette subfamily A member 13 (gene ABCA13). The record is from RefSeq and is a predicted model, not a curated record. NCBI's taxonomy places the organism in Eukaryota, Metazoa, Chordata, Mammalia, Dermoptera, Cynocephalidae. Gene Ontology annotation, molecular function: ATP binding; ATP hydrolysis activity; ABC-type transporter activity. Bases 14 to 15178 code for a protein of 5054 amino acids. The transcript is spliced from 62 exons. Gene Ontology annotation, biological process: lipid transport; transmembrane transport. Gene Ontology annotation, cellular component: intracellular membrane-bounded organelle; membrane.